CCCCCCCCCCCCCCCCCGGGCUGCGGAACCGGUCGCCGGUCACCCGCAGCCCCGCUCUGGGGUUCGGCUCCGGAGCGGAGGGCGUUGAUCUGCGGUGGCCGAGCAGGAGGCCCCAGCCCCGGUCCCCGGUUGGUGGUGAGCGCGCAGGGCCGCUAUGGGCCGCGGUGUGUGGGGAUAACCCCGCAUCGAGGCCUGCGCUCGGCCCGGGCCGCUCGGGAGGACGGGAGCAGGGAGGCGGCUCCUCAGCAGCGGGGUCGGUGGACGAGGAAUGCGGUAGAGAGCGCAGGGCGAGCGCUGGGACUCCCCUCAGCCGCCCCGAGCCGAGCGGGGCGUGAAUAGGGGGGAAAAACAAGCUUUUUUUGGGGGAAAAACCCCAAUAAUCGCGUGGCUUCGGGUAAAUCCACACCGGAUCCGGCUCCGGCGCUGCGAGAGCCACCGGGAACCUGCAGCCGGUGGGAGAAGUCACGGAGCAAAGGGGAUAGAAGCCUCCUGGAUAGCAGAGCUCCUCUCUAAGGGUCGCGGCGCCGCUGCAGGACCAUGGCCGCCCUCAAGCGCAGCCGAGCGCAGGCCUGGCCGGAGGAGCGCGGCGACCGCGAGCACGGGCUCUACAGCCUGCACCGCAUGUUCGACAUCGUGGGCACGCACCUGACGCACCGCGACGUGCGCGUCCUCUCCUUCCUCUUCGUGGACGUCAUCGACGACUACGAGCGGGGCAUGAUCCGCAGCGGGAGGGAUUUCCUGCUGGCGCUGGAGCGCCAGGGCCGCUGCGACGAGACCAACUUCCGCCAGGUCCUGCAGCUGCUGCGCAUCAUCACCCGCCACGACCUGCUGCCAUACGUCACCCUCAAGCGCCGGCGCGCCGUGUGUCCGGACCUGGUGGAUAAGUACCUGGAGGAGACGUCCAUCCGCUACGUGACACCGCGAGCGCACAGCGACGUGGAGCACGGCCUCGGCCACCCCCAGAAAUCAGUGCCUCCCCACCACCCCGUGGUCUGCUGCUCCGCGGCAGGACCCCAGAUCUGUACCAAGAGGCCUGGGCGCAGCAGGACCCUCCUGGGCAGCCAGCGCAAGAGGAGGAAGUCGGCGACGCCAGACCCCAAGGAGAAGCAGACCUGUGACAUCCGCCUGCGCGUGCGAGCCGAGUACUGCCAGCACGAGACGGCGCUGCAGGGCAACGUCUUCUCCAACAAGCAGGACCCUUUGGAGCGGCAGUUCGAGCGCUUCAACCAGGCCAACACCAUCCUCAAGUCCCGGGACCUGGGCUCCAUCAUCUGUGACAUAAAGUUCUCAGAGCUCACCUACCUCGACGCCUUCUGGCGCGAUUACAUCAACGGCUCCUUGCUGGAAGCCCUCAAGGGCGUCUUCAUCACGGACUCGCUCAAACAAGCCGUGGGCCACGAAGCCAUCAAACUGCUGGUCAAUGUGGACGAGGAGGAUUACGAGGUCGGGCGCCAGAAACUCCUGAGGAACUUGAUGCUGCAAACGGCUCCUUGAUGCAGCCUGGCCCUGGGGGGGCUUCUGUGUUCCUGAAGGGAGAAUGAUGCUGGAACCCCCUCGCCAUCGAUGGGGUUGGAGCUGUGGGGAGAGAGGCCCUGAUGUGUCCCCCUCCCCCCAUUCUUGUGUCCCUGUCCCCCCCCCCAACCCCCCAGUUUUGUUUCACUUCUUUUCUUUUCCUUGCCUCUUAUUUUCUAUCCAUUAAAAACAACAGGAAAAGGCAAAUUCCUGCCUGGGGCACCUCAGUGCUGGGGCCGGGCGAGGUCUGGGCUGGGUGGGCUCAGCCCUGCAGUGGGUUUGUCCCCCUCUGCCCUGUGUCACCAUCACGGGGGGGGUUUGGGGGCAGCCGCAUCCCCCCUGUUUCUCUUCAUCAUCACCCCCCAUCAUCAUCAUCAUCCUCUUCCUCCUCCCCAUUGCCUCAGUGGGUUUCUCAGGAGUAAAACCAUCCCCGCGGCGUCCCCCGGACCAUGUGCCUUCGUGUCCCCCUCCCCUGCAGGGCCGGGGGGCAGGACCAGCGCCGAGGGACCCCCCCUUUACCCCCCCCAGCUGCCAACAGGGACACAGUGGGGCAGGUUGGGGCACCCUGCCCUGCCUGUUGCUGGCAGCAGGCGGCUGAGCCCCUGCCUGCACUUGGGGGGCAGCUGCAGUGUGUGGUCCAUGGCCCCACAGGGGGGUGGUUUCCAGCUCCAUCCCGGUUUUGUGGUGUUUCUCCCCAUCCCCACCCGGUGAUGACCCCAUGGGAUAGGGGAGGGCAGCCCCCCCCGCCCCCAAAGGACUUGUGUGUGUGGGGCCCCCCCCAAAUCCUCUGCUUAUGGACAGAUCCGGCACAAUUUGGUGUAAUUUCUGUGACUUCUGUAUUUUUUAAACUCCACUCAAACAUCAUAAUCCCUGUGUAGCUUUUGGGUUUCUUGAAAUAAACAUUACUGCAGCA
Melopsittacus undulatus (budgerigar) is the source of this 2425-nucleotide messenger RNA. RefSeq names its product death effector domain containing (gene DEDD). Gene Ontology annotation, cellular component: nucleolus. The transcript is spliced from 5 exons. The coding region runs from base 538 to 1494 and encodes 318 amino acids. Gene Ontology annotation, biological process: regulation of apoptotic process; apoptotic process; extrinsic apoptotic signaling pathway via death domain receptors. Lineage: Eukaryota; Metazoa; Chordata; Aves; Psittaciformes; Psittaculidae. The record is from RefSeq and is a predicted model, not a curated record. Gene Ontology annotation, molecular function: protein binding; DNA binding.